CCUCCUCUCCCCUUUUCUUUUCCUCCCCCCUCCCCUUCCUCCUCCUCCUCCCCUUCCCCCGACAGCGUAACCGGGGCUCGGGCUCGCUCCCUCCCCCGUGCCCUCCCCUGGAGCCGCCGCCGCCUCCGCCGCCGCACACACGGAGACAUGUACCCGGGAGCCCCCUCCGCCGGACCCGUGCUCACACCUCCUCCCCCAUUGCCACCACCAAUACAGGGAUAUGCCUUUAAACCUCCUCCUCGACCAGAUUUUGGCACUUCUGGGAGAACAAUCAAACUGCAGGCCAACUUCUUUGAAAUGGACAUUCCUAAAAUAGAUAUCUACCAUUAUGAAUUGGAUAUAAAGCCAGAAAAAUGUCCUAGAAGAGUUAACAGAGAAAUAGUGGAGCAUAUGGUUCAGCACUUUAAAACCCAGAUUUUUGGGGAUCGCAAACCAGUGUUUGAUGGAAGAAAAAACCUUUAUACAGCUAUGCCACUUCCCAUUGGGAGAGAUAAACAGGUGGAGCUGGAGGUGACGCUGCCAGGAGAAGGGAAGGACAGAAUAUUUAAGGUGGCUGUCAAGUGGAUGUCCUGUGUGAGCCUGCAGGCUUUACACGAUGCUCUUUCUGGCCGGCUGCCGAGUGUCCCGUUUGAGACCAUCCAGGCCCUGGAUGUGGUCAUGAGGCACUUGCCUUCCAUGAGGUAUACUCCUGUGGGGAGAUCUUUCUUUACAGCAUCAGAAGGGUGCUCAAAUCCUUUGGGGGGUGGCAGAGAAGUUUGGUUUGGAUUCCAUCAAUCAGUCAGACCUUCAUUGUGGAAAAUGAUGUUAAAUAUUGAUGUGUCUGCAACUGCAUUUUACAAAGCACAGCCAGUUAUUGAGUUCGUCUGUGAAGUUCUGGACUUCAAAAGUAUUGAAGAACAACAAAAACCUCUGACAGAUUCCCAAAGGGUAAAGUUUACCAAAGAAAUAAAAGGUCUGAAGGUGGAGAUAACACACUGUGGACAAAUGAAAAGGAAGUACAGAGUGUGCAAUGUCACCAGACGACCAGCAAGUCACCAAACAUUCCCACUUCAGCAGGAGAAUGGACAAACAGUUGAAUGCACUGUAGCUCAGUAUUUUAAGGACAGGCAUAAAUUAGUUUUACGCUACCCUCACCUUCCAUGUUUACAAGUUGGACAGGAGCAGAAACACACAUACCUUCCUCUGGAGGUGUGCAACAUAGUGGCAGGACAAAGAUGCAUAAAGAAACUCACUGACAAUCAAACUUCCACUAUGAUUCGAGCCACUGCCAGAUCAGCCCCAGACCGGCAGGAAGAGAUCAGCAAAUUGAUGCGGAGUGCGAGUUUCAACACAGACCCUUAUGUCCGAGAGUUUGGGAUCAUGGUCAAGGAUGAAAUGACAGAUGUGACUGGCAGAGUCCUUCAGCCCCCCUCAAUCCUCUAUGGAGGCAGGAAUAAAGCAAUUGCUACACCAGUGCAAGGUGUCUGGGACAUGAGAAAUAAACAAUUUCACACUGGAAUUGAAAUAAAGGUUUGGGCAAUUGCCUGCUUUGCUCCCCAACGCCAGUGCACUGAAGUUCAUCUUAAGUCCUUCACAGAACAGCUGAGGAAGAUUUCCAGGGAUGCUGGAAUGCCAAUCCAGGGGCAGCCUUGCUUCUGUAAAUAUGCCCAGGGAGCCGACAGCGUGGAGCCCAUGUUCAGACACCUCAAGAACACUUACACUGGGCUGCAGCUUGUCGUGGUCAUUUUGCCAGGAAAAACACCAGUCUAUGCGGAGGUGAAGCGCGUUGGCGACACAGUGCUGGGCAUGGCCACUCAGUGUGUGCAGAUGAAAAACGUCCAAAGAACAACACCACAAACUCUGUCCAACCUUUGUUUAAAAAUAAAUGUCAAAUUAGGAGGUGUAAAUAACAUUCUGCUGCCACAGGGAAGACCCCCAGUAUUCCAACAGCCUGUCAUAUUCCUUGGUGCAGAUGUAACUCACCCACCAGCUGGGGAUGGGAAAAAGCCUUCCAUUGCUGCAGUUGUAGGAAGCAUGGAUGCUCAUCCCAACCGUUACUGUGCCACUGUGCGGGUGCAGCAGCACCGCCAGGAAAUCAUCCAGGAUUUGGCUGCCAUGGUCAGGGAGCUGCUAAUCCAGUUCUACAAAUCCACGAGAUUCAAACCAACUCGCAUCAUCUUCUACAGGGAUGGUGUUUCUGAGGGGCAGUUCCAACAGGUUCUCCACCACGAGCUGCUGGCUAUCAGGGAGGCUUGCAUCAAACUGGAGAAGGAUUAUCAGCCUGGCAUCACCUUUAUAGUGGUGCAGAAAAGGCACCACACCCGACUCUUCUGCACGGAUAAAAACGAACGGGUUGGAAAAAGUGGAAACAUUCCAGCUGGUACCACAGUGGACACAAAAAUCACCCACCCCUCAGAGUUUGACUUCUACCUGUGUAGUCAUGCUGGGAUUCAGGGAACAAGCAGACCUUCUCACUACCACGUGCUCUGGGAUGACAAUCGCUUCUCGUCGGACGAGCUGCAGAUCCUCACCUACCAGCUGUGCCACACCUACGUGCGCUGCACGCGCUCCGUCUCCAUCCCUGCGCCGGCCUACUACGCGCACCUGGUGGCCUUCAGAGCCAGGUACCACCUGGUGGAUAAAGAGCACGAUAGUGCUGAAGGAAGCCACACUUCUGGCCAGAGCAAUGGCAGAGACCACCAAGCACUUGCCAAGGCAGUCCAGGUGCACCAGGACACGCUGCGCACGAUGUACUUCGCCUGACGUGUUCCAGUGUUCGGCGGCUCCGGACAAGGCAGAGUUGGAUUCACACCAGACCAGCUGCACUUAGACCAACAGAUGCCCCAGCCCAGGGACAGCCAGCAAUGAGUGAUGCAUCUUUAUUCCUUUCUUUCCCAUUUGCAAGGAAGCCUUCCGUCCAGAAUUUCAGACUUGAUCACAAACUGCAUUCUUCUACCAAACCCCACUGUUGUUGGAAAUGUGGUUUGCCAAAAAUCUCUGAGCUGCUUGGUAUAAAACAGACCCAGAUUUUAUAAUUAAAUCAAGAGCUGCAAUCUCAGGGCUUAG
This is a messenger RNA of Lonchura striata (white-rumped munia), 3045 nucleotides long. NCBI's taxonomy places the organism in Eukaryota, Metazoa, Chordata, Aves, Passeriformes, Estrildidae. The record is from RefSeq and is a predicted model, not a curated record.